AUGCAGCAGAAGCACAUGCGAGAGUACCGGAUGUCCGAGGACUGCCUGACGCUCAACAUCUACACGCCCCUCCUCCCCGAGGCAGCUCUAACCCCGGCCGCCCCUGCUCUCCAGCCAGAGAGCCGCCGGCGCAGGACCAACGCCUCCGAGCUCCCCGUCCUCGUCUACAUCCACGGCGGGUCCUUCUACUCCAACGGCGGCAGGCUCUACCCCGGGGAGAAGCUGGCCUCGGAGGGCAUCGUCGUCGUCACCAUCAACUACCGCCUCGGUCCUUUCGGGUUCCUGUCAACGGGCGACGGGUGGUCGAGGGGGAACUGGGGGCUUCUGGAUCAGCGCAUGGCCCUCCUGUGGGUGCGCCGCCACGCCAGUGCCUUCGGGGGCCACAAGGACAAGAUCCUCCUGGUGGGCAACUCCGCCGGGGCCGCCUCCGUCAUCCUGCACCUCGUGUCCCCUCUGUCCCAAGGUAGGUCGAGCGAGGUCAAAGGGAUCACUGGAGAUAGACUUGAGCUGAAGAAUGCCAUUGGAGUAAGACUGGGUCAAAGGUCACACGACGAACACUGGGUAAAGGGAGGUCACAGUGAGUUCAAUAACCCGAUAACACAGUCCUUAUUCCACACGACUACCUACCGGUCUCGCGGCUUUACGGAAAUAAUUACAGAAGUUUACCUCUAA
Penaeus vannamei (Pacific white shrimp) is the source of this 672-nucleotide messenger RNA. The record is from RefSeq and is a predicted model, not a curated record. NCBI's taxonomy places the organism in Eukaryota, Metazoa, Arthropoda, Malacostraca, Decapoda, Penaeidae.